This is a messenger RNA of Eimeria tenella, 2453 nucleotides long. RefSeq lists its product as uncharacterized. Gene Ontology annotation, molecular function: protein binding. The record is from RefSeq and is a predicted model, not a curated record. The annotation marks the transcript as partial. NCBI's taxonomy places the organism in Eukaryota, Apicomplexa, Conoidasida, Eucoccidiorida, Eimeriidae. The transcript is spliced from 7 exons.
GCCGUUGCGCUGCUGCUGCAGCACUCCGGGGGGCCCCCGCGGCGCCAGGGGCACCGCCGGGAUCAGCAGCAGCAGCAGCAGCAGCAGCAGCAGCAGCAGCAGCAGCAGCAGCAGCAGUGGACAGGCCGGACAAGAAGCACUGGACUCCGCUGCUGAUUGCUGUCACUAAGGAACACUUGGGCUGCGUGCGGCUGCUGCUGGAUGCUGGGGCGAGUCCCCACAGGCUGCUGUGUCACCGCUGCGCGCCCUGCAGGGGCAGCAGCAGCAGCGCAGCAGCAGCAGCAGCAGCAGCUGCUGCUGCUGCUGCCGCGGACCAGCAGCAGCAGCAGCAGGACCCGCAGGCGCCAGACGCGGCCCCCGGCAAACAGCUCCAAGCGGCAGCUGAGGAGAGCAACCCACCCAGCAGCAGCAGCAGCAGCAGCAGCAGCAGCGGCGCAGCGGCGCCGCUGCAGACGUGGAGCGCAGCAAUCCACUUUGCUGCUAUCAAAGGGAAUAUUCCAAUUUCCGAGUUGCUGCUGCAGCACGGAAGCACAGUGAACGACUUGGACUCGGACAAAAGGCCUCCGCUGCACUACGCGGCUUGUCGAGAUAAACCCCAAUACGUCCAGUGGCUGCUGCAGAAAGGAGCUCGUCUGGACCUGCUGGACGUGAACGGCCGGGGGGCCUUCCAUGCUGCAGCAGCAAAAGGCAAUCUGCAAACUGCGCAGCUGCUGCUGGAAGCAGCAGCACCAAAGUUGCUGCUGCUGCUGCUGCUGCAGCAGGACAGUUGGGGCCUCACUCCCGAGGCCCUGGCCAAGCUGCACGGCCACAGGUCCAUGCACUUGCUGCUGAAGUCUUACCGGGAAGCAAUUGAGCCGCAGGUGAAUAUGGAGGAAGCAGCAGCAGCAGCAACAGCAAAAGCUGUGGGGGCCCAGGGCCUUUCUGCUGCUGCUGUGUCUGCAACAAUUGCUGAAGUCCUCGCCACGGGGCUCCAGGAGCUGAAGAAGUCGAAGCUUCUCCGCGCUGUGCAGCGGCUGGGCACUUUGCCCUGCCUGAAGGCUUACCAGCAGACUCUCAUGAUUCAAGCCCUCGGCGGGAUGCUGGUGGCGGACGGCAGCCGCCGCAAAACAGCAGGAGGAGUUUUCUUUACUGUUUUAAAUGAAUUUGCAAAAGAGGGACAAAUCUCCAGAGAAGACCUCGCCUUCGUCAACGCAGAAGACUGCGAAACGCAAAAGGCGAUGCGGCGCCGGGCGAGGCCCAUGCUGGAAGUUGCUGCGAGGCCCCCUCCUGCUGCUGCUGCUGCUGUUGCUGCGCCUGAAGCUGCUAACUAUGGAGCGCUGCAGCAGCCACGACAGCAGCGGCAGCCGCAGAGGCAGCAGCAGCAGCAGCGACAGCAGCCAGCGCAGCAGCAGCAGCGGCAGCAGCAGCAACCGCAGCAGCAACAGAGCCAAAGGCAAGGAAGGAGCCAGCAGCAGCAGCAGCAGCAGCGUCCCCAGUCACAACGCCAGCAGCAGCAGCAAGGUCGGGCGCGGCAACAGCCGCAGCAGCAGGCUGCAGCUGCACAGCAGCAGCAGCAGCAGCAGCAACAGCAGGAGGAGGAAGAGUCCUCGGGCGCGUCAUCUCCGGCCAGCGGCUCUUAUGCUUCCAUUGUUGCUGCUAUGUCGAGCAGCAGCAGCGAGGCCCUGCAGGCGCCUGCGCAGUCCGUGGGCAGCAGCAGCAGCAACAACGCAGCAGCAGUAGCAGCAGCAGCGCAGCAGCAGCAGCCCUUUCCGUACCCUCUUUUCGCUAUGAGCCCCUUCUGGCCUUUGGGCUUCCCAGGGGCCAUAUCGCCUCCUGCUGCUGCAUGCAAAGCGGGCAGCAGCUCUUGGGGUGCAGCAGCAGCAGCAGCUGCUGCGCAGCAGCAGCAGCUUGCUGCUGCUGUGGCAGCCUCUGCCGCAAUGAGCUUCUCUGCACCGCCCCUGUCAGUGCAGCAGGCUGUUGCUGCUGCGCAGCAGCAGCAGCUGCAGCAGGCUGCACUGGCUGCUGCAGGGUUUCCCACAAUACUGAAGCAGCAGCAGCAGCAGCAGCGACGCGCAGCGCCUUCUAGCCCUACCAAGCCGAGGCGGCAGCAAACGAGCAGAAGUGCAGCAGCAGCAGAUGCAGCAGCAGCAGCAGAAACCACCGAGACGCCGCAGCAAACUGUAAAGCUUAGCAGGAGGAGCAGGACGGACCAGCAGCGGCAGCAGCAGCAGCGGCAGCAGCAGACGCAGCCACAGACGGACACGCAGAUGCUGCUUGAGAAGAUCCAGCAGCAGCAGCUGCAGUUGCAGCAGCAGCAGCAACAGCUGGAGCAGCUGCAGCUGCAGCAGCAGCUGCAGCAGCAGCAGCAGCUCCAGCAGCAGAAACUACUCGCAAAGGGAGCCGGAGUGCAGCAGCAGCGCGACCGGCCGGGGGCCCCCAAAGGCGGGAGGCCCCCCCGGGGCCCCCGCUACUAA